Molecule: messenger RNA, 1639 nt
Organism: Camelus dromedarius (Arabian camel)
Lineage: Eukaryota; Metazoa; Chordata; Mammalia; Artiodactyla; Camelidae
Gene: SLC33A2
Product: major facilitator superfamily domain containing 3
Exons: 4
Coding region: 311-1597 (428 amino acids)
Biological process (GO): transmembrane transport
Cellular component (GO): membrane
Molecular function (GO): acetyl-CoA transmembrane transporter activity
Source: RefSeq, a predicted model, not a curated record
CCGCUCGCGCACUCUAUGGCCGCCGCGUUUCCCGGUUUCGCGGCCUGGGCCCGAGCGGCGCUCAGAGUACCGCCGCGGAGGGGCCGGCAGCUCUUUGGAAGUACUGACGCCGCGAGGACCCGAGGGUGCCCCAAAGCCAUGCCGCCGUAUGACCCCUGACCCGACCGGACCCCAUUUGGAACCGCUCUGUCCCAGCUCUGAGUGGGGCCUCUGAUCCCGCCCAGGCCGGCCUUGGACCCAGCCCCAGCCUCCAGAGUCCGGGUGCGCGCCCCUACUCCCGGCGCGGCCCUAGAGCCCCGCUCUCCCUGCCAUGCAUGGGAAGCUGCUGCCGCUGGCCGGCCUCUACCUGGUGCAGGGCCUGCCCUACGGGCUGCAGUCUGGCCUGCUGCCCGUGCUUCUGCGGGCGCGCGGCCUCUCCCUGACACGCGUGGGACUGGCCAAGGUGUUGUACGCGCCGUGGUUGUUCAAGCUCGUGUGGGCCCCCCUGGUGGACACGUGGGGCUCCCUGAGAACCUGGCUGACGCUCAGCACAGCUGCUCUGGGCCUGGCGUGUGGGCUGCUUGCAGCCCUACCUCCUGCCGAAGCUGGCCAGGCCGGGCUGCCCUCCACUGUGGCAGGGCUGCUUUUGCUGCUGAACCUCGCUGCAGCUGUGCAGGAUGUGGCCCUGGACACACUGGCUAUGCAACUUCUGGAGCCCUCUGAGCUGGGGCCUGGCAACACGGUGCAGGUGGUGGCUUACAAGCUGGGGGCGGUGCUGGCCCUUGUACCCCCCAUCUCCUGGGCCCUGCUCUUUCAGCUCCUGGCUGCCACGUACUGGCUGGUUGCUGCCUUGGCCUGGGUUGCGCCAGCCCUACAACAGUUACCCCCACCUCAGCACUCAGAGCCGCCCCGACAUGUCCUGCACCUUUGGCAGGACUUGCUGGCUGUGCCUGGGACCCUGUGGACGGUGGGCUUUGUGCUCACCUACAAGCUGGGUGAGCAGGGUGCCGGCAGCCUGUUCCCCCUCCUCCUGCUGGACUGCGGCAUUUCCACCUCUGAGCUGGGGCUGUGGAACGGUGUGGGUGCUGUGGUCUGCUCCGUUGCUGGCUCAUCCCUGGGCGGGGUCCUACUGGCCAAGCACUGGCAGCCACUGCCCCUGCUGAGAUCAGUGCUUUGGUUCUGUCUCGGAGGCCUGGCCUGCCAGACUGCCCUGAUCUUUCCCCUGGAUGCUCCUGCGGCCCAGCUGGGCACCUGCACAGUAUUAAGAGGUGAGGGGUUGGCCGUAGUGGGGAGGAGCCUGGAGUCCUGGGCCCCGCUGACCUCAGCUCCCCCAGGGGCAGCCUUGCUGAGCCUGUGUCUGCAGCACUUCUUGGGGGGUUUGGUCACAACCACCACCUUCACCCUGAUGAUGCACUGCAGUCAGCUGGCACCCAGUGCCCUGCAGGCCACACACUACAGUCUCCUGGCCACGCUGGAGCUGCUGGGGAAGCUGCUGGUGGGCUCACUGGCUGGAGCCCUGGCUGACAGCCUGGGGCCACACCUCUGCUUUUGCUUCUUCCUUGUUGUCUCAGCCACACCCAUCCUGUACUUGGGCCUGGCACCCAGCACCCUGGCCUGAGCUGGGUGGCCAGACUUGUCAAUAAAGUGGAGUGUGCAUGUG